Molecule: messenger RNA, 963 nt
Organism: Spinacia oleracea (spinach)
Lineage: Eukaryota; Viridiplantae; Streptophyta; Magnoliopsida; Caryophyllales; Amaranthaceae
Product: dehydration-responsive element-binding protein 3
Exons: 1
Coding region: 151-885 (244 amino acids)
Biological process (GO): regulation of DNA-templated transcription
Molecular function (GO): DNA-binding transcription factor activity; DNA binding
Source: RefSeq, a predicted model, not a curated record
AAAAAAAAUCUACGCUUACACAUAAAAACUAAUAAAUUUAUUUCAUGUUUUUCCUCAUUUGGAAAAAAUUAUAAACACUAAAUCUAGUCUAGCAGUUUCAACUCUCGAGUGUGUUUUUAUUGAUAGAUAAAGAGAAGAAAGAAAACAAAAAUGAUGGAAAUUCAAAUACCUAUUAAUGGUAAUGAUGGUAAUAAAAGAAGUAGUUCUACUACCGCUUCUGACCCGAAUUCGGACCCAGCGAAAACGCCCAAGCGAGCCCGUGACUUGGGCGGGAAACAUCCUGUGUAUCGCGGGGUCCGAAUGCGGACUUGGGGCAAAUGGGUGUCCGAAAUCCGCGAACCAAGAAAAAAGUCCCGCAUUUGGUUAGGGACUUUUCCUAACCCGGAAAUGGCAGCCCGAGCCCACGACGUAGCUGCUCUUAGUAUAAAGGGUGAUUCAGCCAUCCUUAACUUCCCCGAACUCGCGGGUUUGUUACCCAGGCCCGUCUCGAAAAGCCCGCGCGAUGUACAGGCUGCUGCUGCAAAGGCAGCUGCUAUGGAGAAUAUUCACAACAAUAUAACUCCGUCAUCAUCUGGGUCGUUGUCGUUGUCGUCGUCGUCAUCAUCUUCAUCUGCUUUGUUGUCCUCGUGUUCCUCUCUCUCAUUAAUGGUGUCUGCAAUGGAGAUAGAGAACUCGGACGAGUUGAGUGAGAUCGUCAAAUUACCGAGUCUCGGACCGGUAGGGAACUCGGCCGAGUUGACAGGGAACGAGUUUGUAUAUCAAUAUGAGUUUGAUAAUGGUUGGAUUUAUCAUCACACACCUUGGAUGCAGUGUAUGGAGGAUUUUGAAGUGGUGCCUGAAAAUGUAAUUUCCACUGGUUUUGAAGGUUUGUGGGAUUAUAUGUGAGUUGCUAGUUUCUUUUUAUAUAUUAUUAUGUUUUUAGAGUGAAUUUCUGAUGAAAUGUGUGUGUAAAUAAUUUAGUCU